AUGGGGCUGAAUCCUAAAGUCACAGAGCGCCAGAGCCUUGUGCAGUUCCAGCCGAGUGUGAGCCUGGCAGGGCUGAGGCCUUGCUCUGAGCCCUUUGUGGCAUCAGAUCCUCCAUCCUCGAGGCAGCCCGUGGGAGCUGCGGCCACUCAGCCCCAUGCAGAGACCGUGGGCAAGUUCGAGUUCUCCCGCAAGGAUCUGAUCGGCCACGGCGCCUUCGCGGUGGUCUUCAAGGGCCGCCACCGCGAGAAGCACGAUUUGGAGGUCGCCGUCAAGUGCAUUAACAAGAAGAACCUCGCCAAAUCUCAGACCCUGCUGGGGAAGGAAAUCAAAAUCCUGAAGGAACUGAAACAUGAAAACAUCGUGGCCCUGUACGACUUCCAGGUAAGGCCUCCGGGCUGCUGUGUGCCGGGGACGGGGAUGGGGGACUGCGGCCCCAGGUGCUGGAUCCCCUGGCAGGCCCUGGCAGCACUGCCGGCCUGGCCCACCUGUCUAGGCCGUGUGUUUGUUGACAUUGCUCCCGCGGCCGGCAUUGGCCGGCCUUGCUCUGCGUCAGACAGGGCGGGGGAGGGGCCGCCGGAGACUCCUGCUCGCUGGCAGUCAGGGCCGAGCCCGGGCACAGGCGGCUGCCGCUGGCUGGCCAAGGAGAUGACCUCAGGCCCGGCUGGCCCCAGGAUGCAGGCGGGCUCCCCAGGUCCAGUCCUGGGCAUCUCCAGGCCAGGCCCUGUGACUGUCUGCAUGACCCCCACAGACCCAGGGCCAGCUCUGCUGGAGCUGCAGCUCAGCCUGCCCUCGCCCCACAGGUGCGGGGAUUGUUGCCCUGUGUCGGCCCCCGAGGUCAUCAUGUCCCAGCACUACGACGGGAAGGCGGACCUGUGGAGCAUCGGCACCAUCGUCUACCAGUGCCUGACGGGGAAGGCGCCCUUCCAGGGGGCUCACCCCUGGGGGAGCAGACACGGCCCCCAGCCUGAGCCGCCUCUCCCCGCAGCCAUGCGCACGCUGAGCGAGGACACCAUCAGGCUCUUCCUGCAGCAGAUCGCGGGCGCCAUGCGGCUUCUGCACAGCAAGGGCAUCAUCCACCGCGACCUGAAGCCGCAGAACAUCCUGCUGUCCAACCCCGCGGGCCGCCGCGCCAACCCCAACAGCAUCCGCGUCAAGAUCGCUGACUUCGGCUUCGCGCGGUACCUCCAGAGCAACAUGAUGGCGGCCACACUGUGCGGCUCCCCCAUGUACAUGGAAAUGGCUAAUUCUGUCUACCUGGUCAUGGAGUACUGCAACGGUGGGGACCUGGCCGACUACCUGCACAGUGAGUGCACAGCUGUGCCAGUUGGGCUGCCAGCCGGCCCCCCAGGGCCCCGCACCCAGGGCCACCCUGGCCCAGCCUGGGAGGCAGCCUGGCUCGACAUCCCCCGGGAGACCUCGGCCCCGCUGCGGCAGCUGCUCCUGGCUCUGCUCCAGCGCAACCACAAGGACCGCAUGGACUUCGAUGAGUUUUUCCAUCACCCUUUCCUCGAUGCCAGCCCCUCCGUCAGGAAGUCCCCACCGGUGCCUGUGCCCUCGUACCCAAGUUCGGGGUCCGGCAGCAGCUCCAGCAGCAGCUCCACCUCCCACCUGGCCUCCCCGCCGUCCCUGGGCGAGAUGCAGCAGCUACAGAAGACCCUGACCUCGCCGGCUGACACCGCUGGCUUCCUGCACAGCUCCCGGGACUCUGGCGGCAGCAAGGACUCCUGUGACACAGACGACUUCGUCAUGGUCCCCGCGCAGUUUCCAGGUGACCUGGUGGCUGAGGCGCCCAGUGCCAAACCCCCGCCAGACAGCCUGAUGUGCAGUGGGAGCUCACUGGUGGUCUCUGCGGGCCUGGAGAGCCACGGCCGGACCCCAUCUCCAUCCCCACCCUGCAGCAGCUCCCCUAGUCCCUCAGGCCGGGCUGGCCCGUUCUCCAGCAGCAGGUGCGGCGCCUCCGUCCCCAUCCCAGUCCCCACGCAGGUGCAGAACUACCAGCGCAUCGAGCGAAACCUGCAGUCACCCACCCAGUUCCAAACACCUCGGUCCUCUGCCGUCCGCAGGUCAGGCAGCACCAGCCCCCUGGGCUUUGCAAGGGCCAGCCCUUCGCCUCCUGCCCACGCUGAGCAUGGAGGCGUCCUGGCCAGGAAGAUGUCUCUGGGUGGGGGCCGGCCCUACACGCCAUCCCCUCAAGUUGGAACCAUCCCUGAGCGGCCAGGCUGGAGUGGGACACCCUCCCCACAGGGAGCGGAGAUGCGGGGUGGCAGGUCCCCUCGUCCAGGCUCCUCUGUGCCCGAGCACUCUACCCGCACUUCCGGGCUCGGCUGCCGCCUGCACAGUGCCCCCAACCUGUCUGACCUGCACGUCGUCCGCCCCAAGCUGCCCAAACCCCCCACGGACCCCCUGGGAGCCGUGUUCAGCCCCCCACAGGCCAGCCCUCCCCAGCCGUCCCACGGGCUGCAGUCCUGCCGGAACCUGCGGGGCUCACCCAAGCUGCCCGACUUCCUGCAGCGAAACCCCCUGCCCCCCAUUCUGGGCUCCCCCACCAAGGCUGUGCCCUCCUUCGACUUCCCAAAGACCCCCAGCUCCCAGAACCUGCUGGCCCUCCUAGCCCGGCAGGGCAUGGUGAUGGCGCCCCCUCGAAACCGGACACUGCCCGACCUCUCGGAGGUGGGACCCUUCCAUGGUCAGCCAUUGGGCCCUGGCCUGCGGCCAGGCGAGGACCCCAAGGGUCCCUUUGGCCGGUCUUUCAGCACCAGCCGCCUCACUGACCUGCUCCUUAAGGCAGCGUUUGGGACGCAAGCCCCGGAGCCGGGCAGCACGGAGAGCCUGCAGGAGAAGCCCAUGGAGAUCGCACCCUCAGCUGGCUGUGGAGGGAGCCUGCACCCAGGAGCCCGCGCUGGGGGCGCCAGCAGCCCCUCCCCGGUAGUCUUCACCGUGGGCUCUCCCCCGAGUGGGAGCACGCCGCCCCAGGGCCCCCGCACCAGGAUGUUCUCAGUGGGCUCCACUGGCUCCGCUGGCUCUUCUGCCCGCCACCUGGUGCCUGGGGCCUGCAGCGAGGCCCCAGCCCCCGAGCUCCCUGCUCCAGGACACAGCUGCAGCUUUGCCGACCCCAUUGCUGCCAACCUGGAGGGGGCUGUGACCUUCGAGGCCCCCGACCUCCCUGAGGAGACCCUCAUGGAGCAAGAGCACACCGAGAUCCUGCGUGGCCUGCGCUUCACGCUGCUGUUCGUGCAGCACGUCUUGGAGAUCGCAGCCCUGAAGGGCAGUGCCAGCGAGGCGGCCGGGGGCCCUGAGUACCAGCUGCAGGAGAGUGUGGUGGCCGACCAGAUCAGCCUGCUGAGCCGAGAAUGGGGCUUUGCGGAGCAGCUGGUCCUGUACCUGAAGGUGGCCGAGCUACUGUCCUCCGGCCUGCAAACUGCCAUCGACCAGAUCCGGGCCGGCAAGCUCUGCCUGUCGUCCACCGUGAAGCAGGUGGUGCGCAGGCUGAAUGAGCUGUACAAGGCCAGCGUGGUGUCCUGCCAAGGCCUGAGCCUGCGGUUGCAGCGCUUCUUCCUGGACAAGCAGCGGCUCCUGGACCGCAUCCACAGCAUCACUGCCGAGAGGCUGAUCUUCAGCCAUGCUGUGCAGAUGGUGCAGUCGGCCGCCCUGGACGAGAUGUUCCAGCACCGUGAGGGAUGCGUCCCGCGCUACCACAAGGCCCUGCUGCUCCUGGAAGGGCUGCAGCACAUGCUCUCAGACCAGGCCGACAUCGAGAACGUCGCCAAGUGCAAGCUGUGCAUUGAGCGGAGACUCUCGGCGCUGCUGACUGGCAUCUGUGCCUGACCUUUUUUGGUCUGGCUGGGCCCUGGUCCUGCCGAGCCCUGCAGGGUGGGCUCUGUGCUGGCUGGACUCCUCGGGACAAGCCCAUGGCACUGAUCGCUGGUGCUGAGCCCUGCCCUGGGCCCCACGGACAGUCAGCCUGCCGGCCUCCCUGCGGGUCACGGGGCAGAACCAGCACACCUGGAGCCACACAGCUUGGGGGUGUCUCCCAUCUUGUACAGGUGGGGAUCACAGAACUUCUGCCCCUCUGGCUACCUGGCACAGCAGGCGUGGGUGCCACCACCCUCUAGCCCCGGGGCAGCGCUGAAGGACAGGCAAGGGCCUGAGACCGCUGCCGACUCAAAGCCAAAGCGAGCUCCUGCUUCGGGCAGGUCAGCAGUCACUGUGCCCAGGAAGAGCCUGCGGCCUCGGCGUCCCCCAGUCUCCAGGAGCCUCUCCCUCCGAGAUACCCACCCAGCUUUGUCAAUCACCCAAGCACUUUAUGCAGAUAGAGACAGAAUCUGGACCUCACUAGGGACUGCUGGGCGGUGAUUCCUGGCAGUGGCCUGGUGUUUGUACAUACACAUAAGCGGACACAUGCCAGGGCCCCCAAGCCUGAGCACCGGACCACGGAGCUGCCCAGGUCUGGACCUCAAGGGGAGAACUGGUUCCGGGGUGAGUGGGGCCCUGCACCAGAGGCAGAGGCAGUUCUUUGUUCAAGCGUUCCUCUAGGGACCGGCAGCAGAGGCACUGUGUUCUCUAAGCCCUGGAUACGUCUUGUAAUCUUUCACACUUUAUUCCUAAAAUGUGUCUUAUUUUUAUGCAGCUAAUUUUUUCUUUAAAGGAGAAAACUUGUAGGUGUUUAAGAAUUGGUUUUGGGAGGGCGAGGACUGGGCCAGGUUAGAGGCAGAUGGCGCAGGGGCGUAUGGCAGGCAGGUGAGGCUGCUCUGUGCACACCUGGGUCAGUGGCUGCAGCAGGACAGGUGUGUGCCCAGCACCCUCCCCACCUGGGCCUGGGGGCAGAUGAGGGGAAUACUUCAUGCAAGGAAAAAAGUAACAUAUGCAAAAGCUCCCCGUCCAGCGUUGACAGCCAGCUGUGGUGUCAGCCCCUCGGCAGGGUAGGCCUGAUGACAGCCCUGUCCCUCCCUGCCUCGGCCUUGCUCAGGGCCACUGAAGGUGUCCGCAGAGAGGCCUGCCUUCCGGAUUCCAGGCGGGCAUGUGCUGCAAACCCUGCCUGGGCCUCCCUUGGUCUGCCCAGCCUGGAUCAGUAGAUACUUGAACGAGUCCCCAGUCUGCGGGAGGCAGCGGUGGGGCCAUGGACCCACGCGGGGGGUUCCAGGGUCACACACCACAUAACAGACAAAAAUACACACAUGUGUGUUUUUCUUUGCAAUACUUGAAAUAUUGCCACUGUGCUUGGACUUAGAAGAAGAAAAUCCCCGUGAUUUCUUCCUCAUCACCUUGAUGGCUUUAUUCUCACCUUGUGGGGCAUGUUAGUAUUUAUUGCUUCAUGGCCGACUGGAAUCUUGAGUCCUGGGAAGCUGGCACUACGGGGAUCUUGCCUGGCGUCCUGGUCCUCUUGCUUCCGUCGCGGCCGCGUGUGCGUGUGUCCAAGCAGGUCCUGGGCGCCUCAACUGCCGCCCCUGGUUGAAUGUUCUCUUGAUAGUGCUGGACCCUUUGUCUAUUUUAAAGCAAAUUUUGUGUGAUUUCCUGCCCUUUGCGUUAUAUUGUGUAAUAUCAAUUUAAGGAAAUAAACCUUUGGAAUUGUUGGGCUGGUGUCA
Molecule: messenger RNA, 5582 nt
Organism: Mandrillus leucophaeus (drill)
Lineage: Eukaryota; Metazoa; Chordata; Mammalia; Primates; Cercopithecidae
Gene: ULK1
Product: unc-51 like autophagy activating kinase 1
Exons: 32
Coding region: 1-3825 (1274 amino acids)
Biological process (GO): positive regulation of autophagy; autophagosome organization; autophagy
Cellular component (GO): cytoplasm; autophagosome
Molecular function (GO): protein serine/threonine kinase activity; ATP binding
Source: RefSeq, a predicted model, not a curated record